Molecule: messenger RNA, 4357 nt
Organism: Onychostruthus taczanowskii (white-rumped snowfinch)
Lineage: Eukaryota; Metazoa; Chordata; Aves; Passeriformes; Passeridae
Gene: SEMA4B
Product: semaphorin 4B
Exons: 14
Coding region: 693-3755 (1020 amino acids)
Biological process (GO): negative chemotaxis; axon guidance; negative regulation of axon extension involved in axon guidance
Molecular function (GO): semaphorin receptor binding; chemorepellent activity
Source: RefSeq, a predicted model, not a curated record
ACUGUGGGCACAGGCAUCCACCGAGUGUGGGCACGGCUGUCCCGGGACUGUGGGCACAGGCAUCCACCGAGUGUGGGCACGGCUGUCCCAGGACUGUGGGGAGCAUUUCUCCUGAGCAGGGGGCUCCAAGUGGGUCCCACCACUGCGGACCAGGGCUGGGACUGACCAAGAAGGACAUGGGAAGCUCUGCCCCACACCCCACACUGGGAGGGCAGUGCUGGGUACCCUGGCCCCAGGAGUGCUGCCUACUGCAGGGGAAUCCCCGGACCCCAUCCCUCUGUCCCCCUGUCCCCGUUGCCAUGGCGAUGUAAGGAAUUGUCAUUAAUAGUUGUGUGGGUGCUGCUGGCCGGGUGGGCAGUGCUCUGAGGGCUGUGGGGCUGUGAGCCCUCCCCACACCCCAGCAGGGACAGAGCCCCUGAGGGCCGGGCAGAGGAUCUUGCCCAGUGCUACCUGCUCGGUGGGACCCCUGGAACGGGAACGGGGGCUGGCACGGAUGUGUCGCCUGUGCUGAGUGCUACCUGUGGGGACACCGGUGCCGGCCAGGUCUGCCUGUGCUGGGGCUGGCUCAGGCACCCCGUGGUGCUCCAUUUCUCCCGAGGGAGGGCUGGGAGCGCCGGGCUGUGCCCACCAGAGCCCCCAGCCCCAGCAGUGUGGCCGUGGGGCACAGCUGAGGGGCGGCUCUGGUAGCAGCCAUGGGGCCGAGCUGUUCGCAGGACAGCAGGACACUCCCGGGACAGCUUUUCCGGGGACAGCAAGAUACACACCCGGCCAGCCCCUGCAGCACCGCCGGGUCCCGGCCCCAGCGGGUUUCCCUGCCGGGGAGGGGAGGAGGCUGCCGGGAGUCCCUGGCUGCCGCUAGCGCCGGGGACAAAGCCCCGUUCCCUCCGGACCGUGACGGCGGCGGGGCGGGGGCUGGGGCCGGGUCCCGCUGGGGCGGCGCGGGGGCGGUACCGACGGGGAACCGCCCGCCCCCUCUUCCGAGCGGCCCGCCGCCCGGAGCACCGGCGGGCGGGGGGCUGGAGCGGAUCGGUGCGGCCGGGAUCUGCUGGGCACGGCUCGGGGACAGAUCGGUAAAGCUCGGGCGGGGCCGGUUCGGUCCGGCCGGGCGGGGCUCCGCCCGUGGCUGCUGCGCCCGGUGCCGAGGGCGGAGCGGGGCGGGCCGGGCCGUGCCGUACCAAGCCGCUGAGCCCCUUCUCUCCCCGCAGGUCUGCAGCGCCCGGGCGGCUUCGCGGCCGCGGCGGAGCCCCGCGGCUCGGUGCGGGAUGGCGGCGCGGCCGGUGCUGCCGGUCCUGGCGGCGCUGCUGCUCUCGGCGGCUCCGGAGCCUGUCCCGCGGGUCAGCCUGCCCUACGACUCGGCCGAGAGAGUAGUGCGGCGCUUUGAGGCACCGGGGGUGUCCAACUACACGGCCCUGCUGCUGAGCCCGGACGGUGGGACGCUCUACCUGGGGGCACGAGAACUGCUCCUCACCCUCAACACCAGCAACUUUCAGCCCAGCUCCCCAGUUCGUAGGCUGCUGUGGAGUGCAGAUGAGGAGAAGAAGAGGCAGUGUGUGUUCAAGGGCAAGGACCCUCAGAGGGACUGUCACAACUACAUCAAGCUGCUGCUGCAGCUGAACAGCACCCACCUGUACACCUGUGGGACCUGCGCCUUCAGCCCGGCCUGCGCCUACAUCAACGUGCAGCACUUCAGCCUGGAGCGGGACGCGUCGGGGAAGGUGGUGCUGGAGGACGGGAAGGGACGCUGCCCCUUUGACCCCGAGUACCGCUCCACAGCUGUCAUGGUCGACGGCGAGCUCUACGCCGGGACCGUCAGCAACUUCCAGGGCAAUGAGCCGACCAUCUCCCGCAGCCAGGAGAGCCGCAUCGCCCUCAAGACCGAGAACUCCCUCAACUGGCUGCAAGACCCAGCGUUCGUGGGCUCAGCCUACCUGCGGGAGAGCCUCCCUGCCGGCAACCCUGAGGGUGACGACGACAAGGUCUACUUCUUCUUCAGCGAGACCGGGAAGGAGUUUGACUAUUUUGAGAACACCAUCGUCUCCCGCAUCGCACGAGUGUGCAAGGGGGACCAGGGCGGGGAGCGCGUGCUGCAGCGGCGCUGGACAACCUUCCUGAAGGCACAGCUGCUCUGCUCACACCCUGAGGAUGGGUUCCCCUUCAACGUGCUGCAGGACAUCUUUGUGCUCACCCCGGGUGAGCUGCGCUGGAGGGAGACGCUCUUCUAUGGUGUCUUCACCUCGCAGUGGAACAAGGGUGGACUGGGCAGCUCGGCCGUCUGCGCCUUCCCCAUGCGCAGCGUGCAGCGUGCCUUUGGCGGGCUCUACAAGGAGGUGAACCGCGAAACGCAGCAGUGGUACACGGACACCAGCCCCGUGCCAGAGCCCCGGCCAGGCAUGUGCAUCACCAGCCACACACGGCACCUGAAGAUCAAUUCAUCGCUGCAGAUGCCAGAUCGGGUGCUGAACUUUAUCAAGGACCACUUCCUGAUGGACAGCCCCGUGCGCAGCCAGCCGCUGCUGCUGCAGAGCCACCGGCGCUACCAGCAGAUCGGCGUGCACCGCGCGCAGGGCCUGCACGGCACCUACGACGUCCUCUUCCUGGGCACGGACGACGGGCGGCUGCACAAGGCUGUGCGGGUGAACCACGGUGUGCACAUCAUUGAGGAGAUCCGCCUCUUCCCCGACGGGCAGCCCAUUCUCCAGCUGCUGCUGGACCAGGACCAGGGCCUUGUCUACGCAGCCACCUACACAGCAGUGGCCCAGGUGCCCUUUGCCAACUGCAGCCUGUACCGCAGCUGUGGGGAAUGUGUGCUGGCACGGGACCCCUUCUGCGCCUGGAGCCGGGGUGCCUGCCGCAGGGUCGCCCCACAUCCCCCGGCACACCCACAGCUCUGGGCACAGGACAUCGAGGAUGCUGACACGGAGCGGCUCUGCCAGCUGGCCAACGCCUCCCAGCCCCGUCCCCGCAUCCUGCUGCCGCCAGACUCGGGCGCCCCGUGCCAGCAGAUCCAGCUCCCUCCCAACGCAGUGCGGCCGCUGCCGUGCCGGCUGCUCUCCAACCUGGCCUCGCGGCGCUGGCUGCACAACGGGGCACCUGUCAACGCCUCCUACCUGGUGCUGCCCGACGGGGCCCUCAUUCUGGUGGGCAGCCCGGAGCGUGCGGGCACCUAUGAGUGCUGGUCGCUGGAGGAGGGGUUCCGCAAGCUGAUGGCCAGCUACUGCGUGGGCGUGCAAGAGCCAGCCCUUGGGCCAGCAAACUCUGGCAGGAAGGUGGCCGCUGGCCGUGACGCCCUGGAGACGGUCAGCACGUCCCGGAGCACCUCGGCGGUGGGCAGCGCUGCAGCGCGGCUGGACGGCAAGACCUACUGGACCGAGUUCCUGGUGAUGUGCGUGCUCUUCGCCGCUGCCGUCCUCGUGCUGGCCUUCUUUGUCCUGCAGCGGCACCGUGACGGCAUGAAGGCCUUGCUGGAGCCCGGCGACCCCAGCAGGCACCAGAAGCCACCCCGCAAGCCAGUGGAGAGCCUGCCCCUGAACGGCAGCAGCCUGCCCAGCACGGCUCCUGAGCACAAGGGCUACCAGGCCCUGCAGGACAACUACAUCGCCAGUACCCCCGUGCAUGAGCCCCCGGGACCCACACGCACCUUCUCUGAGUCAGAGAAGAGGCCUCUCCACGUCCGUGACAGCUUCGUGGAGGUGUCUCCUGCCUGCCAAAGACCCCGGGUGCGCCUGGGCUCCGAGAUCCAGGACUCGGUGGUGUGACGGGGAUGAGAGCCGAGCCCUCGCUCACCACUGCCUCUGCUCUGCUGAGCCUCACUGGACCGUGCACCACUGCCAGGGUCCAUGUUGUCUGUGUGUGCAUGCCCAGAGCCUGCACCCACCCUCUGCGGCAGCGCCCACCAGCCAGGGGGGUUCAGAGCCCUCCCCGGGCAUCACCUCGGUACUUGUGGGUGUGAGGGGUGCCCCACACCUGCCAGGGUCCUGCAGGGCGGUUCCAGCCCAGCGCCCCUGCUGCAGGGCCAGACACGGUUCCUGGCUCAGGCUGCUGGUGCGGGCUCUGCCAGGCCCUGACCCCCUCUAUGCAGAGGGCAGGAGGGGGCGGCCGCAGACCCCUCGUGCCCCAACUCACUGUGACGUCCCGCUGGGGACUAGGGCCACGCGUGCGGCUGGGCAGUGCCAGCCCCGCGGCAUGUGCUGUGUGUCUGUGCUUGGUUCGUUUUUGAUAUGUGGAAAAUGUGAAUUGUGUCCGGGGAAGGGGAGCUGGGGACAGCUUCCCCUGCGCGGGGUGGGCAGGGACGCCCCCCGGCCCCACGUGUGUGUGCGGGAACGUCUCUCGUUUUUAUAUAAAGUCCUUCAGACACGUC